CAUUGACUUUUCACGAUGCCGCCUAAGAAGGACGCAAAGUCGUCGGCCAAGCAGCCGCAAAAGACACAGAAGAAGAAGGAGGGCUCCGGCGGCGGCAAGGCCAAGAAGAAGAAGUGGUCCAAGGGCAAGGUUAGGGACAAGUUGAACAACCAGGUUCUGUUCGACAAGCCUACCUACGAGAAGCUGUACAAGGAGGUGCCCGCCUACAAGCUCAUCACGCCCUCGGUUGUCUCUGAGCGUUUGAAGAUCCGCGGAUCUCUGGCCAAGCGUGCUCUCAUCGAGCUGCGCGACAAGGGUCUGAUCAAGCAGGUCGUGCAACAUCAUUCCCAGGUGAUCUACACACGUGCAACCAAGGGUGAUGAAGCGUAAAAUGUUUUACCAACGCAUUUUUAUAGUCGCAUUCGUUUUACAAUGAAUUGGAUUGUAUGGGCGAGCACUAGGACUCUGCUGUGUGUAAAAUGUUGAAUAAACUUGCUUUCUUAUUGAUGUAAGGGA
This is a messenger RNA of Drosophila persimilis, 495 nucleotides long. RefSeq names its product 40S ribosomal protein S25 (gene RpS25). NCBI's taxonomy places the organism in Eukaryota, Metazoa, Arthropoda, Insecta, Diptera, Drosophilidae. Gene Ontology annotation, cellular component: cytosolic small ribosomal subunit. Gene Ontology annotation, molecular function: structural constituent of ribosome. The transcript has 3 exons. Bases 16 to 369 code for a protein of 117 amino acids. The record is from RefSeq and is a predicted model, not a curated record.